This is a messenger RNA of Entamoeba invadens IP1, 1137 nucleotides long. RefSeq lists its product as hypothetical. Bases 1 to 1137 code for a protein of 378 amino acids. The record is from RefSeq and is a predicted model, not a curated record. Lineage: Eukaryota; Evosea; Mastigamoebida; Endamoebidae. The transcript has 2 exons.
AUGCUAAGCCCACUUCAUCCAGCCCAACAGAAAAAACGCACCCGAUCACUCAACUACGAGCACUCCUCCCCACUUUUUACAAAGAAUGAAAACAAAAUCGCAUCGAAACCGACAAUUUAUGCGUAUUCGUACGACAAUAAAUACUCACAAGAAGAAUUCCUUGCUUCCCUAUUCUUCGAAACUAACUCAGAACUACUCAAAGCUUAUUAUUGGACCCUUGGCAAUAAUACCCACUUCGAGCAAUUUACUCUGUUGAACUACUUUUCAACACGUGGGAAGCUGUGUUUGUUGUUUGAAAACGUCGUCGACUUUGAGUUUGAAAACCCCCCCGAAAACAUUUUGACUUUUUUGACACAUUCGCACUUUGUCCAGAUGUACAACAUUUACUUGCAACAUUAUUGUGCUAAGUCUAUAUAUGAUAUCACACAAAAAGUGGUUAAGAGGAUCGAAGAACUUAAUGAAGAAACACAAACCCUAUCUUUUCAAGAGAUCAUACACUCGCUGUGUAAUGUACUCUAUACAACAGUAUUUCAAAUACCUGAGCACUUGGCUAUAUUACUCAAAAUAGUGUUUCUUAAAGUCCAAGAGAGUUAUGGGAAUAACCUUGCAGUCCAUUUCUUUGUAGUUUUAUUCUUCAAACAUUACGUCGCAAUUCCUUUCAUCAAAUUCGCACCAUUCAAAACUGCGUUGAUUAAAUUGGCGACGUCGUCUAUGAAUAACAAAACAGAGAGAUCCGCUAGAAGUUUGUUGAAUGUGUCAUACUUCUUGCUAUCGACUUUUGUUCAUUCCCCUGUUAUUACAUCCACUAAAAUCAGUCCCCCAUGCCAAAUCACUAAAACGCGAGAAAAUAUGGUCAAAGUCAUCAAACAAAAUUUCAAGGAACUUGUGAAAGCAAAUGUCAGUGUGAUAGCUUUGGACACCAUCACUAGCAAAAUUGGCGACUCUGGAAAUCAUCUCGACUACCAAAAGACUUCGGAGAAGUGUGGAGAAGUCUCCGAGUUUUUUACUGAGAGAAUGGAUAUUGCAGUACAAUACAAUGAGAGUCUUAAGACUGAAGUUCAGAGGAUGGAGAAGAUUAACAAACGACUGAGAGAAAAGAUCAAAGAGGCGCAGUACAAUGAAUACAAUGUAUUGUGA